Messenger RNA from Camelina sativa (false flax), 633 nucleotides. RefSeq lists its product as uncharacterized. The record is from RefSeq and is a predicted model, not a curated record. NCBI's taxonomy places the organism in Eukaryota, Viridiplantae, Streptophyta, Magnoliopsida, Brassicales, Brassicaceae.
GCUACGAUCUAAGUUUGAUCUGAGUUUAAAGAUCCAGAAAUCUUAAGGAAGAUAUGACAAAACCCAGAAACCUGUUUAGAUUUUGCUGUCUGCUAAUGGCGUUUUUGUUUGCUUAUUCUGCAUCUGUCCAGCUUAAUGAUCCUGAUUGGUACUUCUGGUUUCCUCUAUACACACUUGCAUGUUUAAUUAAUCUGAUCAACUGCAAAAGAAGAAUAUCUAAGUCGAGAAGAAUCAAACAAAUGAUGGUGAGAACAGCUUUAGGCUUGGGUCUGUUCUUGUUAGUUAAAGUUGUUGCAGAGGAUGUCAUAACAGAGAAAGUUGGAGUCUUGUCUUUGGAUCUUACUCAUAGAGUGGUUAGAGAGAAGAUUGGAAGUGGUUUGGUCGUAGCUUCAAUGGUUCUGCAACUACAAGCUUCUUCCACAAAACCCAUUGACUUUGGUAUGCUUGCAAUAGUAAUCUUUGGCUAUGGACUUCCCUUUUGGUUCUUCACAGUUAUGAAAGGAGAAAUCAAGAUUUGAUCAAAGAUUCCAUGGAGAGAAAAAAAGUUAGUUGCUUUACAACGACAAGGAUGCUCAGUUUCUUGUCCAGAUGUUACCAGUCUGCGACCAUAGUCUCGAGUGAUCUCUUCUCCUG